Phytophthora sojae is the source of this 366-nucleotide messenger RNA. RefSeq lists its product as hypothetical. The record is from RefSeq and is a predicted model, not a curated record. Bases 1 to 366 code for a protein of 121 amino acids. The transcript has a single exon. NCBI's taxonomy places the organism in Eukaryota, Oomycota, Peronosporomycetes, Peronosporales, Peronosporaceae.
AUGACCUCUGGUCAGACGGUUCCUAUCAUGAUUACAAGUGCUGCUGCGGCUAAUCCCAUGAAUGAUGUGCUGACUACUGCUAGUUCUCAGCUGUCGUUCUCGUUCGGCCCGCUUGGAAAUGCAUUUACUCCGACUGCUUCGGUCGGUGAGCAUCUCCCAUACACGAACUCGAGGCUCCACAUUCCGUUCUACGCGCUCAAGAACCCCGCGCCAAUCAUCCAGAAGCCGAUCAAGACUGUUCGCUACCUUGAUUGCUUUGCACAAAUGUUCCGCAAAGCCGCUGGAGUGUCUCCUGAUACCCCCACUGGCCAGCCGAAUGCUCCGUUCGAUCUCAACAUCUCUGGAUACAAGAAGAAUGUGAAGUAA